AUGGGAUCCGAUAAGAAGAAUACUCUUCCACUCAAGUUCAAGCUUCCAAGAGUGGAUACUCUCUUGGCUCUCAGCAGCAAAAUCACUUCAUGCAAAAAGAACAACUUCAUCUAUAGAUAUAGACAGAUCAUGGAUCUUCUUACCACCUAUGUAGACGUCUCAGCCUUGGUGGCCUUAUCUCAAUAUUAUGAUCCACCACUCAAAUUAUUUACAUUCAAAUACUUUCAAUUAGUUCCGACAAUUGAAGAAUACAAGAGACUGCUAGGUUGGUAUGUGAAAGAUCACCCUCCCUUCACAAAGUUGGGUGAACUGUUGAUGCCUAAAUCAGUUGUUGAAGCAUUGCACAUAUUUGUUGAAGAGGUAACCCUUGGUCUAGGACCUAGGGGUUUUUCUAGGAAGUUCUUAGAAGAGAAGGCAUGGGCCUUGGAGAAAGAAGGGAAAUGGUUUCCCUUCAGUGCUACUCUAGCCUUCUUGACUUAUGGACUCGUCCUAUUCCCAAGUGACGAUGACUAUAAAAACCUUUUUAUCAUCAGUGCAUUCGUAUCAGGGAAUCCUAUCCAUGCAUUGGUGUCUGAUGUGUAUUACUUCUUACACACUAGGCACAAAAAGAGAAAAGGUGUGGUUAUCAUGAGUUGUGGAGACUUCCCAAAUGUGCCACUCAUGGGCCCCCGUGGUUGCAUAAAUUACAAUCCCUUGUUGGCCAUGAGGCAGUUGGGAUACUUGAUGGAGAAUGAACUUAAGGCUGAAUUACUGAAAGAUGUCUUUUUACCCGGUUUGGGAGAAGAGAAUCCAAAUCUAUUGCAGAAGAUUAAACAAGCUUGGACUCAAAUUCAUCGCAAAGGAAAAGAGUUGGGUAAACGUGAUUGUCGAGCUAAAGAGUCGUAUCGCCAGUGGGUGGUACAAAGGGUGAAAGAAGUCAAGCUACCUUACAAUAUUGAUGUACAAGUUCCUCCACCAGAACUAGAGCCAAUAGAUCAUUUUUCUGCUCUAAAGAAUAAGAGUUUGGGUUGGCUCAAUGAGAAGGCUCGUAUGAAUGGUCUUCUUGAUACUUAUGCUGGAUCUAUCAACUUGUUGCAACCUGUUGUCGUUAUGUACCAAGCCAACUAUGAUUUCUUAGUAAGGUUCUGCAAUGAGUUAACCAAGGAGGUUCCUUGGAAGCUAGAAGAUGCUCUGGAAGAUGCUUAUGAGAAUACUACUCCAUACUCGAUACUCUGA
Lathyrus oleraceus (garden pea) is the source of this 1215-nucleotide messenger RNA. RefSeq lists its product as uncharacterized. The coding region runs from base 1 to 1215 and encodes 404 amino acids. The transcript is spliced from 3 exons. The record is from RefSeq and is a predicted model, not a curated record. NCBI's taxonomy places the organism in Eukaryota, Viridiplantae, Streptophyta, Magnoliopsida, Fabales, Fabaceae.